Messenger RNA from Aplysia californica (California sea hare), 1424 nucleotides. RefSeq names its product peroxisomal trans-2-enoyl-CoA reductase. NCBI's taxonomy places the organism in Eukaryota, Metazoa, Mollusca, Gastropoda, Aplysiida, Aplysiidae. The record is from RefSeq and is a predicted model, not a curated record. Gene Ontology annotation, cellular component: peroxisome. Gene Ontology annotation, biological process: phytol metabolic process. Gene Ontology annotation, molecular function: trans-2-enoyl-CoA reductase (NADPH) activity.
UAUAGCUGAUGUCAGUCGCAGAUCUGUCGAUUGACGAUGAUGAUAGGUGAAAAAAACUGAGAUGGAAAAAGUUCGAUUUUACGAAACGACGAAUCCCGAGACAAAAAGGCGAAAUAAGUUUGCUGCGUGUCGCGACGACAAAGUGACAGACAACACAUAGAGGACAGAGUCGUGGUUCAUUGCCUGCAAAAACUUGGUGACCGUUCCGGAGUGUUAGGCCCGCGUUCUUUCUGUUUUUUGCUUACCGUUUGGAGGUUUUGAAGAGCCAAAAGUUUGCUGCACUGUAGGCCUAGUAGAGAAAAUCACUGAAGGUUGCACAGUAAUUGAAGCAUCAGCCUCAAACUCAAACGCAACACGCGCCCUAAGAAUUCCAUUGGACAUUGAUUGUAGUCUAGUUUCAGUUUUAGUACCGAUAGCCGGUAGGCCUUUUCCUAUUUAGAUGGUCUAGAAUCUAGAAUCUUAAAAAAAAAAUAUAGUAAGCUGCUUAGGAUAGGAGGCCAAAAACCUUCACCUUCGCUAACCUUAACUUGGACACUCAUGCUGACAAAAUACCUCAAGUACUGCUGAAUGUGAUAGUAGUGUGCUGUUGAUGGUGGCAGGUAGAUUCUAGGGCUUCAUUUUAUCUGAGCUGCAGCUGUGUUUUGUUGAAAAAGCAGUUGAGUAAAUCUAAGUCUAAGUUGAGUAAAAACAUCUUGCUGAUAUCUAGGCCUAUAACAUCAAAAUUAUAAAAUGGCAUCUGGAGGCAUCAAAGCAGUCACUAGUUUGUUCCGACCUUCUCUGUUCAAGAACAAAGUGGCUAUUGUCACCGGUGGAGGUACUGGCAUUGGCAAAGGAAUUACACAAGAGCUUCUCUAUCUGGGUAGGUGAAGUCGCUCAUCUCCCAGACUCUGGACACAUUUGGCCAGCUAGACUUUGUGGUCAACAACGGGGGCGGUCAGUUUGUGUGUCCGGCCAAAGACAUCUCGCUCAAGGGCUGGAACGCUGUGGUGGACACGAAUCUCACCGGAACCUUCCUUAUGUGUAGAGAGGGAGCACAAGACGAAGAUCGCAACCUACAAGUGGGAAGAUGACCUUGAGCAGCAGACUUCAGACGGCAAGGAGAAAUAGAUCUGUAGGCCAAGCUGCGGCAGGCCAGAAUUAGAACCACCGCGGGGCUGUGGGAAGAGGCACUGUGAAGAAAAGUUCCCAACUCCUUUUUAUUAGUAGGAGUUUUACGGCGCUCGCAACUGCAAAAGUUCCCAACUCCUCGGGUUUUGCGAUCGUGGAGAAAGGAAGGAGCUUGUCGUCCUGAACUCAGCUCUCGAAAUGUUUUGGUCAUAUGUUUGAUGACGCGGUGGAAUCAGGCGCUCAUCAAUUUUUGGGCAUGUGGAAUUAUUGGUAUCAUCUGAAAGCUGUUUCAUUUGCUUUGCUUUUAAUUAAAUAAA